AUGUCCGGAAAGUCUGGUGCGUACGGCGCGCGAGCCGGGGACACCGACUUCCGCAAGAAAUGGGACAAGGAGGAGUACGCCGACAAGGCGCGGAAACACGACCAGGAAGAGAAAGAGCGGAUGCAGGAGAACGAAGAGCGGUUGAAGCAGGGAAAGAAGCCGAGACGAGGUCGCAAAGAUGACCUGCCAAAACCCACGGAACUCAUGAAGCAGCGCGAGGGCCCUCUCGAACUCGAAAAGAACCUUGGGAAGACGAUGGUCGUUCAGAACGCAGGCAACCGCGGCCCUGGAGUGCCCGGCUUCUACUGCGAGACGUGUAACCGGACGUACAAGGACAGCGCAGGGUACCUCGACCAUAUCAACGGACGCGCACACCUUCGCGCACUGGGUCAGACGACGAAGAUCGCGCGUUCAACCGUCGAGCAAGUUCGCGCGCGGAUAGCAUACUUGCGCGAGAAGACGCGAGAGGCAUCGGACGCGAAGUCAUUCGACUUUGAGCAACGACUCGCCGAAGUGCGCGCGCGCGAAGCGGCACUGCGAGACGAGAAGAAGGCGGCGAAGAAGGCGCAGCGAGACCGCGCACGCGUCGAGCUCGCGAAAGAGGCGGGCGCUGGUACGGACGGAGCGGGAGGCGGCGGCGACAUGAUGGCGAUGAUGGGCUUUGCGGGCUUUGGGACGACGAAGAAGUGA
This is a messenger RNA of Epithele typhae, 690 nucleotides long. RefSeq lists its product as uncharacterized. The record is from RefSeq and is a predicted model, not a curated record. Gene Ontology annotation, molecular function: zinc ion binding; nucleic acid binding. Bases 1 to 690 code for a protein of 229 amino acids. Gene Ontology annotation, biological process: mRNA splicing, via spliceosome. Gene Ontology annotation, cellular component: spliceosomal complex; U4/U6 x U5 tri-snRNP complex. The transcript is spliced from 3 exons. NCBI's taxonomy places the organism in Eukaryota, Fungi, Basidiomycota, Agaricomycetes, Polyporales, Epitheliaceae.